AUGUUUUCACAAUCGCUUUUUUAUCUGGUUUUAAAAAGCGGCCUUACGAUCUUGGAAAAUAUAAAUACGUUUAAUCAGUUUGUUAGAGAUUCUCCGGUAAAAAGCAUCGCAUACAAAAGCGUAGCCUUGGCUGCCCCUAGGGCUUUCGCGUUGCCGGAUCCAGUUGCUGCCCCUAAUCCCUCUCCCGUCGCUGGACCAUCGCCCCAGUUCAUCUACUCAUACCCUUACUACUAUGGAGCAUACAUAAUCUAA
Messenger RNA from Acanthoscelides obtectus, 252 nucleotides. NCBI's taxonomy places the organism in Eukaryota, Metazoa, Arthropoda, Insecta, Coleoptera, Chrysomelidae. The record is from the annotation of a GenBank genome assembly.